This is a messenger RNA of Malassezia globosa CBS 7966, 981 nucleotides long. RefSeq lists its product as uncharacterized. The transcript has a single exon. NCBI's taxonomy places the organism in Eukaryota, Fungi, Basidiomycota, Malasseziomycetes, Malasseziales, Malasseziaceae. The record is from RefSeq and is a predicted model, not a curated record. Bases 1 to 981 code for a protein of 326 amino acids.
AUGAGCAACGUCAUUAAGAAGGUUUUCAACACUGAUAAGGCGGAGGGCGAGGCCCACAAGGCCCAGGACGCCGUUCAGGGUGCUGAGAACAACGCUCAGCACCACGGCGAGGGCUUCUUGAGCGAGGGCAAGGAGAAGCUCUCUCACAUGAUGCCACACCACCACCACCACCAGGCCAGUACGCCUAGUGUGCAGGGCGUUGAGUCUAACGUUGUGGGUCAGGCUAGUGCCGGUGUGCCAGACGCCGAGUCGCUGCGUGCUGCCAACGUUUCGGCUGUGCCAAAGUCGGAGUCGGACGCCUUCGGCCGCUCAGGCAACAUGACUCAGACGACGAGCGUGAACUCGGGUGUCAACGUGGCUGCUGGCAACGUUGAUCAGGACGUGCAGCACCUCGCUCCUGUUACGCGCCACGUGCACCACCGCCAUGAGAUCGAGGAGCUCCUUCGUGAGCGUGAACACCACAUCCACCAGCACCACAUUCAGCACCACGUUCAGCCAGUGCUCGAGUCUGAGCACCUUGCUGAGCAGAUCCACAGCCGUGUGGUGCCAACAACCACUAUCCGUGAGGUGCAUGCCAACACGGACAAGGACGCUGCUCUUAUGCGCGCCGUGGCCGGCAACCCCAAGGACACCUUCACUCAGGCUGCCACGGACCGCAGCGUGAUUGACAAGGGUGAGACUGUGCGCGAGAUUGUGCACCACCACAUUCACAACAUUGUGCAGCCAAUCAUCGAGAAGGAGACUCACGAGUACCACCGCAUUCGCACAACGAUCCCAACCACGCACAUUACCCACGAAGCUCCUAUUGUGCACGAGUCGACUGCUCACCAGCCGAUUCGCAAGGAGGACUUCAUCAAGGGUGGUGGUGUGCUGAGCAGCACUACGCGCUCGAUCGAGGAGGCUGGUUUGCUGAACCUUGGCACCAACCAACGUUCGGUUGAGGGUGAGGCCUACAACGGUGGCGCUCCCCUUGUCCAGUAA